ACACAUGUUAUUAGCAUUCCUGCAAAACACGUUGGUGGAUCCGUACGCCAUUUAUUGGAGGAGUGGUGCGACAAAGUAAUGUGAGCCGAUGAACUCCCGCAUACGGCGUGCUGGAUUUGAGCGCAACGCAGGAAAUAUGAUGGUGGUUGCAACUACGACGACAUCGCCUUCGAUCCACAGCGUCGGAGCCACCAAAGUCGAAAAUUAUGACGACGACGACGACGCACAUUUGGAAACGUGGCUCAUCUAUGGCAUAGUGGGUAUCGCAGUGGUGGCCUCGCUGGCGCUCCUUCUGAUAUCCGUUCUGGGCCAUUUCGCCAAGAAGAGGGCAUCAGAAGAGAGGAGGUGCUCAAGCACUAGCGAUACGAUCAGCAGAGACUCGUGGGUUAUUGUCUGCAACGAAGUUCCCGAAGUCCAUUCAAUAGAAAAGCCCGGAACAAGUUUUCCGGGGGACGAUAUCCAGAAUCCCUCACCAACUCUGCAGCGGACAACCGAGCACGCGGAUGCAGCAUCAUUCGCCGCGCCCAGUUAAUCAUGCUUGGAAAGACAGCGGCUGUCGCUCAGAACUUUGUUCACCACCCAGCUGGAGAAUACCGUCAACGGAAACACGCAGACUUUUGUAGUGGAAGGAGCCGACCGGGCUGCGUGAAACAAACUGCACCGGCUGCGGAGGCUCAGUGGUGAUUCUACUGAGUUGCUUCUUCCACAGCUGCUUCUUGUUGUGGCCUGACAAGUCAACGCGCUUGGAUUCUUGGUGUGGUGCUAAUAUACGCGUCGCGGUGGCCCAUAAGGUUCUUCAUCUGCGUAAGAAUUCGCAGUUUCUAAUUCGAAUCUCGAAGCCGUACAGCCUUUCGAUAAAAGAGAAAUGGAGAAAGUGCGAGUGUAUAUAGUAUUCGAUGAAUGCUAAAGAACUCCUCUGGGAAAUUCAAAAGCUUAGUCUUCGCCUUCGUGCUUCUUAGUUCGCUAUCGGUUAAUAUUGUUUGAAGAUUGUGCACAGAAGCUUGCGGCACACGGCGAUAAAUACAAAAGUGUGAGCUGGCCGAUAGGGAAACUUAGUCAGGUGGUCGGAUUCUCUUAGUCGGAACAACUGCCUAGAAUUUUCACACUUGAAGGCAUUUGACAAAUACGCAGCCUGCCGCGAACGAUGAUGCCGGCAGAUAUUCGGCGCAAGACUGCUUGUAGCUGUGCAAGGCGCGUCGCAGAUCUGUGCUUCGCAGUGUGCAACCAUAUGAAGUGCAGGCUGUGACAAUGUGAACGGGUCAACGAGUUGGUAAUUGUAUUUCACAAUAAAUGAGCUUUGUAACGAAAAGGAAGAGAGCAUCUGGAGAAACUCUUGCGGAGAAGACCGGGUGCAGCAUUGCUUGGUAACAAUUCAUUUGAUAUUCGAAUCUCGUUUCGUUUUUGUAGCACCGUCUGGCAAAUCCUGAUUAUGAUGAUAUAACGGCGUCCGAGUCAGCGACGCUGCGCGAACAGGAAGCAAUUAAGAUAUCCGGAGGUUAAUUAUCAUCAUUAUCAUCAUCAUCGUCAUCAC
Dermacentor silvarum is the source of this 1531-nucleotide messenger RNA. RefSeq lists its product as uncharacterized. Lineage: Eukaryota; Metazoa; Arthropoda; Arachnida; Ixodida; Ixodidae. The coding region runs from base 89 to 532 and encodes 147 amino acids. The record is from RefSeq and is a predicted model, not a curated record. The transcript has 3 exons.